AUGGCAGUCAGUAAGCCUUCCAAACUGAGGAAGACCCGGAAGCUGAGGGGUCAUGUCAGCCAUGGCCACGGCCGUAUCGGCAAACACAGGAAGCAUCCUGGAGGUCGUGGUAAUGCUGGGGGUAUGCACCACCACAGAAUUAAUUUUGACAAAUACCAUCCUGGUUAUUUUGGAAAAGUUGGUAUGAGACAUUACCACUUGAAGAAGAACCAACACUUCUGCCCUACAGUCAAUCUGGAUAAACUCUGGACUCUUGUUAGUGAGCAGACAAGGCUCAACUAUGCCAAAAACCAGUCUGGAUUAGCUCCUGUUAUAGAUGUUGUGCGCUCAGGCUACUACAAAGUUCUGGGCAAGGGGAAGCUGCCCAAACAGCCUGUAAUUGUGAAAGCUAAAUUCUUCAGCAGAAAAGCCGAAGAGAAAAUCAAAGAAGUUGGUGGCGCCUGUGUGCUAGUAGCAUAAAUGAUUUUUCCAUGUAUUCAGGCAUG
This is a messenger RNA of Euleptes europaea (tarantolino), 485 nucleotides long. It is a transcript of the gene RPL27A, whose product is annotated as ribosomal protein L27a. Gene Ontology annotation, molecular function: structural constituent of ribosome. NCBI's taxonomy places the organism in Eukaryota, Metazoa, Chordata, Lepidosauria, Squamata, Sphaerodactylidae. Gene Ontology annotation, cellular component: cytosolic large ribosomal subunit; ribosome. Bases 1 to 459 code for a protein of 152 amino acids. The record is from RefSeq and is a predicted model, not a curated record. The transcript has 5 exons. Gene Ontology annotation, biological process: translation.